AUGCGUUCCUCUAUAUUUGCGGGAUUGGUUGGUGUGUCUGCUGUUGGUGCUGUCAAGCCUGUGGUGGAUGUGAGCUACUCCAAGUACCAAGGUGUUUCGCUUGAGAAUGGCAUUACACAGUGGUUGGGUGUGCGGUAUGCUGCCCCUCCGGUCGGCAAUUUGAGAUUCGCUGCGCCGGUUGAUCCGGUCAAGAACAAGACUACCAUUGUUGCUGAUACUGUGAGUGUUUAUCUAUGGAUGAAGGUUGUAUCUUCCUUGCUAACGAGCUCAUUCCGCAGUNUCGGAAACAUCUGUCUAGGCACCGGUUCUGCACCGAGCAACACUUCAUCGGAGGAUUGUCUGUUCAUGAACAUUUACGCUCCUUCGAAUGCCACUUCGGACCACCCACUCCCCGUCUACUUCUUCAUCCAGGGCGGUGGCUUCAACUCAAACUCAAACCCCAAUUACAAUGGCACUGGCUUGAUUGAAGCAAGCAACCACAACAUUGUCGUCGUAAACUUCAACUACCGCGUUGGUCCCUAUGGCUUCCUUGCCUCUGAUGAGAUUGUCAAGGGAGGCAGCAUCAACAACGGUCUCAAGGAUCAAAUCAAGGCUCUGCAGUGGCUGCAAAAGAACAUUCGCAAGUUUGGCGGUGACCCCAACCAUGUGGUCAUUGGCGGCGCAUCUGCAGGUGCUGCUUCCGUCACUCUUCUACUUACUGCACACAAUGGUCGCAACGAUAACCUCUUCCAUGCCUCGGCCGCAGAGUCUCAAUCUUUUGCUGCCGUUCGCAGUAUCAAUGAGUCGCAAUUCAUGUACGACAACCUGGUCAUCCGCACCGGCUGCACAACCUCCAAGGAUACACUUGCUUGUCUACGCGGUCUCAAUGCCACUUACCUUCAAACCAAAAACAUCAACACGCCUUUCUCUGGUGCUGAAGGUGCGCCGCUAUACAUGUACGGUCCCACGCUCGACGGCGACGUCGUCAGCGAUUUGACCAUGUCCGCCUACCGCAAAGGCAAUUUCAUCAAACUCCCCGCCAUCUACGGCGACGACACCAAUGAAGGCACCGUCUUCGUCCCCGUCAACACUUCAUCCCUCGGCGAAAGCAACACCUUCCUCAAAAACCAGUUCCCCUUACUCACAACCGAUCAAAUCCGCAACAUCAAUGCUUUGUAUCCCAACAAUGCUUCCAACCAAUUCCCAAACUCGGGGGCUUGGUGGAGGCAAGCGUCCGAUCAGUACGGCGAGCUACGCUACAACUGCCCAGGCAUCAACAUCUCAGACAUUUACGCCGCAAAGUUCAACCGCAAAGACAUUUACAACUACCACUGGGAUGUCGUCGAUCCCGUUUCCGCAGCCGCCGGUCGCGGGGUCACACACACGGUCGAAGUCAACGCCAUCUGGGGACCUGAGAAUGUGAGGGGUAAUGCACCUGCCUCUUACAGUACUGUCAAUGCGGCUAUUGUGCCUGUGACACAGGCCUAUUGGACUUCGUUCAUCAGAAGCUUCAAUCCCAACACGUAUAGAUUAAAGGGCAGUCCAGAGUGGCAGGCUUGGACACAGGGACAAAAGCAACGGUUGCAUUUUGUUACUAAUGCUACGGCGAUGGAGAAUGUGGAUGAGGUGCAGAAGCAGAGGUGUGCAUAUCUCAGCAGCAUCGCUGUGGAUCUCAAGCAAUAG
Molecule: messenger RNA, 1662 nt
Organism: Aureobasidium uvarum
Lineage: Eukaryota; Fungi; Ascomycota; Dothideomycetes; Dothideales; Saccotheciaceae
Source: the annotation of a GenBank genome assembly